AUUUUGUCGUCGAAUACCGAAUAAAGCGUCGAUUUUAGUUCCAUUUUGAGCAGCCAAUCAGCAUGCUAUUGUCAUCCCUUAUCUCUACGUGGCUUACUUCUUGAAUCGAGACGAAUGACUGCGCAAUCGAAUCAGUGAAACUUUAAACGACAGUUAGCAGUACCUGUGAAUUGUACAUGGACGCUCUGAGAGCCGUGGUCGUCGCUCUGUCACUACUAGGAGUGGCGAUAAUCUACUCGGAUAUUGUUGAAGAUGAGGCUGCAUUACCAACUCAGGAGUCAGAGUCUACCCCAUCCGUGGAUAUUAACGUGGAGGCUAUACUAUCUGGAGAGCUGCUAACAGGAGAAUCAGGUUCCUUUGAGUCGCCAAACUAUCCUACAGCUAACCACAAAUUGGACUAUGUUUGGCUUAUCAAAGUGGAACCCACCAAGGCUGUCAGAUUAGUUCUAAUUGAUUUCGACACUGAAACUGGAUUUGAUUACAUCAUUGUCCAUGAUGGUGACAGUACGGAACAUCCAGUGCUUUUGGUCCAUAGCGGAAAUUCUGUACCGCGUCCUAUUCGAUCUACUAACAAUAAAAUGCUUGUUCGCUUUGUCACGAAUAACAAGGGCACUAGCAGAGGAUUUCAUGCCAACUACUUUGCUGUUUCAUCAUGUUUCAAUGCCAUUCAAUCCUCAUCAGGCCUUAUCGCAUCUCCUAGUUUCCCAUUCAGUUACGACAGCAAUAUGCGUUGCGAAUGGCUCAUCACCGUGGGUAACUCAGAGAGAAUUCUAUUCGAAUUCUUGGAUGUAAAUACCGAAAAAGACUAUGAUGUCAUACAGAUUUACGAUGGGGAUAAUGAUGGAGCUCCACUCCUCCAAAGAAUCAGUGGGGAUCAUCGGACUGACGUUCUCUUCCAAGUGUCUACUUCCAACGUCGUAUUGGUUAGCUUCACUACCGAUGGAAGUAUUUCUGAAAACGGAUUUGCCGCAAAGUUUACAGCUGGAAAUCAUGCUGAUCUGAUGCAGUAUUUUAUGGAGGAGUAUCCUGAUUUUUUUGAAGAUUCGGAGGUAAACGCAGAAACAGAGGAAGAAAAGAGUGCCGGACAAGAAAUUAAAACCAUGAUAGCCGACGCCAUGAUGAUGUUUUAUGAGGAAGGACUUAAAUCCAGCAACAUCACUAACAAAGAGUAACUCCUUGUCAUCAGCAAUCUUUGUGAAGCACAAUAUCUUGCAUUUGGAUUGACGAAACAAUUAUUUAAACUAAUUUGAAUCAAAUGAUCGAUAGUAACCAUUGUGAAUUUCCAACAAAGUCGUUAGCUAUGCUGGUGCUGUUUCCCUUGUAAAGAAUUAUAUGGUCAACUAAGGUAACCCCAUUGACAGGUAAUUCAAGGAAGACCAUACAUUUUUUAAAUAAGAUUUGCAUGUACAAUACGAUUUCGUGAUAUUGAACGAAUUGACGGAGAGCUUCACUAUCACUUCGUCACGAAUGUCACUGCGUAGUUUACAUAAAUUUUGUUUUAAUUAUUA
Molecule: messenger RNA, 1508 nt
Organism: Daphnia carinata
Lineage: Eukaryota; Metazoa; Arthropoda; Branchiopoda; Diplostraca; Daphniidae
Product: dorsal-ventral patterning tolloid-like protein 1
Exons: 6
Coding region: 177-1172 (331 amino acids)
Source: RefSeq, a predicted model, not a curated record